AAAUGCAAGCCAGACUAUUAUAGCCCCCAUGGAAAGGCUGAAACAGCUAGGAUAUCACCUGUGAACCGGAAGUAGCCCCUGUGGAGCGGAACAUAUAUAUCUAGUCUGUAGCCCUAGAAGAGCCAGGCGGAGAGCAACCUAGCGCUGCCCAUAAGACCUUUAACAGCAACAACGGAAAGCAAAUCGGUCUUCAGGUCAGACAAUACCUGCGUUUCCCUAAAAGCACUCUUUUUCUAAAACUACCAAGUCUAAAGACUUGUUUUCAAAUGUCUUCUAGAAAUUCAAAAAAAAUACCCCGGCUCUCCAUGGCAAAGAACAGGAACUCGACACGCUCGGUUGUGGAAAUAGCUGUUCCUAGCCGUUCAGUUAAGAAAAGGGAGCGGGUGGCUGACUUUCAGACUAAGAACCCGGAAAAACUGGGUCAAGCCAAACAGGGUCACCAGGGCAUGCUAACACAGGAAGUAGCCACAGAGGAACCCAAUGAGGCUUUACUGGGCCUCCAAGAGAAAGUCGAGACCGGUGGAAAUCCACUAGUAAACCCGCAGGCCUCUGGCCUAGUGACGGUAGCCAUGGCAACUCGCUUGGCCGUUGUCAGAGGGAACCAGUCUUUGUCUGGCCCGGUGACCACAGCCAUGUCCACGCGCUUGUCCGUGGACGGGGAGAGCCAAUCCUCGCCAGAUCCAACGACCACAGCCAUGGCUACGAGCUUGGCUGUUGCCAGAAAAAGUCAGUCCUCAUCUGUCCCGGUGGCCACAGCCAUGUCCACGCGCUUAUCCAUGGCCAGAAAGAGCCAGUCUUCGCCAGGCCCAAUGACCACAGCCACAGCUACGCGCUUCGCUGUUGCCAGAAAAAGUCAAUCCUCAUCUGGCCUGGGGACCACAGCCAUGUCCACGCGCUUGUCCAUGACCAGAAAAGGCCAAUCUUCGCCAAGCACAAUGGCCACAGCUAUGGCUACACGCUUCGGUGUUGCCAAGAAAAGUCAGUCUUCAUCUGUUCCAGUGACCACAGCCAUGUCCACGCUCUUGUCCAUGGCCAGAAAGAGCCAGUCUUCGCCAGGCCCAAUAAGCGCAGCCAUGGCUAUGCGCUUGGCCGUUGCCAGAAAAAGUCACUCUUCAUCUGGCCUGGGGACCACAGCCAUGUCCACGCUCUUCUCUGUGACCAGAAAGAGCCAAUUUUCGCCAGGCCCAAUGGCCACAUGCUUGGCCAUUGACAGAAAUAGUCCCACAACUAUAACCACGCGAUUGGCCAGUCACAGAAAAAAUAAAUUUCCAUCUGACCCGGUGACCAGAGCUACAGCCACAUGCUUAGCAUUUGCCAAUGAUGGCCAUUCUUUAUCUGGCCCUGUGACCACAGCCAUGGCAACAGGCUUAGCUGUUACCAAAAAGAGUCAACUGAUGUCUGAUCUGAUAACUGCCCCCACUGCCACACACUUGGUAGCUGCCAAAAACAGUCAUUCUCUGUCUGACAAAGAGAUGGCAGCCAUACCCAUGCAGUUGGCUGUUACCAGCAAAAGUCAAUCUUCAUCUUGCCCCAUGACCACAGACCUGGCCACACCAUUAACUAUUGCUACUACAGGACAAUCUCCAUCCCUAGAUACAAGUAACAUGAAACAACCAGUUACAGAAACAACUAACAAGAAGACACCUGUUCCAGAUGAGAUGGCCAAAAACAAGCAACUUACUAGCAAGAAAAGACCUGAAAGGCAGGUGCGUUUCAGCGUAAGGGUGACAGAGAGUUCCUUCAGAUUCAGAGAUAUCGUAGUGAGGAAGCAAGAUGGCUUCACCCACAUCUUUUUAUCCACAAAGUCAUCAGAAAAUAACUCACUAAAUUUAGAAGUGAUGAAUGAAGUUCAGAAUGCUCUGAACAAGGCUGCUAAUGACGACAGCAAGUUGGUACUUCUCAGUGCGAUUGGCAGUGUCUUCUGUUUUGGCCUGGACUUUUCUUAUUUUAUACAGCGUCUCACAGGAGACAAGAAAAGAGAAAGCACUAAAAUGGCAGGAUCGAUAAAAAAUUUUGUGAAUACUUUCAUUCGUUUUAAGAAGCCUAUUAUUGCAGCAGUCAAUGGUCCAGCCAUUGGACUGGGAGCAUCUAUAUUGCCUCUUUGUGAUGUGGUUUGGGCUAAUGAAAAGGCUUGGUUUCAAACACCCUAUACCACCUUUGGACAGAGUCCAGAUGGUUGCUCCAGCUUUACGUUUCCCAAGAUUAUGGGAGAAGCCUCUGCAAAUGAAAUGUUACUCAGUGGGCGGAAGCUAACAGCUCAGGAAGCUUGUAAGAAGGGCCUGGUCUCCCAGGUAUUUUGGCCACAGACCUUCACCCAAGAAGUCAUGAUUCGAAUCAAGGAGCUGGCCUCAUGCAAUGCAGUUGUCCUGGAAGAGACAAAAGCCCUCAUGCGCUUCAACACCAAGACAGAAUUAGAGCAGGCCAAUGAGAGGGAGUGCACAGUGCUGAAGAAUAUUUGGGGCUCUGUGGAAGGGGUAGAUGCCAUGAUAAAAUACUUGCAGAAGAAAAUCGAGUACUGACAAGUUGCAAUGACACCGAUGCCCCUGGAACUGCUUUAAGUAGAACAUUAGGAUACCACUAGUUCCCAGUUAUGAAAACUUUAAAGCCUGAAACAAUGUCACCUGUAGCUCAUGCCUAGAAGUAGAACUGGAACACCAAAGCUAUCACCAAAGACUUUUAAAGAACUGUGACUUUAAAAUCACUAACUGCAAAGUACCUUUAAUCCAAUGUCCUUAUCUUAUAUUCAUAUACAAGCAAGUAUGAAAAGGUAAUGGUGAGCACUUCUUUGGCCAGCACUAUAUUAAAAAUGACUAUUUCAUUCUUUUCAGGUAA
This is a messenger RNA of Peromyscus leucopus (white-footed mouse), 2832 nucleotides long. RefSeq names its product testis-specific chromodomain protein Y 1-like. The transcript has a single exon. Lineage: Eukaryota; Metazoa; Chordata; Mammalia; Rodentia; Cricetidae. Gene Ontology annotation, molecular function: transcription corepressor activity. The record is from RefSeq and is a predicted model, not a curated record. Bases 267 to 2519 code for a protein of 750 amino acids. Gene Ontology annotation, cellular component: nucleus.